Paralichthys olivaceus (Japanese flounder) is the source of this 2888-nucleotide messenger RNA. RefSeq lists its product as uncharacterized. The record is from RefSeq and is a predicted model, not a curated record. Lineage: Eukaryota; Metazoa; Chordata; Actinopteri; Pleuronectiformes; Paralichthyidae.
UGACUAUAUCUGGAGAAGGAGGGGAAAAAAGAAACCAGCCCUGGCAGCUGACUGGUAUAGACGGGACCUUUAAUGCAGCUGCAGCUCUUCAUUCAGAUGCUGAGUGGAGCAGCGGAUGACCGGAGGAGGAGGAGGAGAGGAGGCAGAUCACGGCUCUGUUCUAAUCGCAUUUUCUAAAACCCACUUCGGUGCACACUGAGGGGUUUUAUUCCUCCCUCCUUCCAGCCUGCUCGGAGCGUUUUAGCGGAGUCCAGGACCGAGCGGAUUGCGGCAGUCUUAAGCGUCCUGGGUGAUCGGAGCUCAGCAGCAGCAGCAAAUUGUGUGAAAUAACGUCACCGCCAUCCAGUUUCCCCCAUUUACACAAAUCGGCUCUCUACUCACGGACUGUUCCCCCGGACUCUUUGAUCAGGUAACCACAUGUGCGGGCCGGUGUCACCGCGCUGAGCCCGGAGAGCACGCAGGGGGUAGACUCGGGUCAGAGACACAGAGAGUGGCCGGGGGAAGUUGGACCUGAUGACGGACAGAACCUCCGAGGCCCCGCGGCUGCCGGAGCCGCUGCGCCGCUGCCACGGGGCGCUCCAGGCCAUCAACAACAACGGAACCUGCGCGGAGCAGCUCGGCCUCUUUCCGCCGUUCUCCUCCACCCUCGCGCUCCUCGUGCUGGUGGCCGUGCUCGCGGGGGUCGUCCUCGUUUCCCUGGCAACGUUCCACUUCCACAAGAGGAAGCUCCGGAACAGGAAGAUCCAACGCGCGCAGGAGGAAUACGAGCGCGACAGUCGCAGCCCCGCGCGCGCCGGGGCGAGCGGGGAUCCCGCGAGGCCGUGCGUCAUCGUGAGGCCGGUGCGAUGCGGGGUGGAUCAGCCCGCGUGCCGGAGCGAGGGCGGCGUGGACGUCACCGGAGCACCGGGGGAGGACGAGCGCGCGCUGCACGAGACGGUUCCUCUGGACUGUUAACUCAGCGCAACUUCAGGGAACGAGACUGUGGAAUUAACAGGAAAAGCAAUAAGGCACAAAGAACUCCCACAUCCACCUCUGCUGCUUGUAGAUGACUUAGAAUCAGCAGGAAACAGAUAAAUGCAGAAUACUGAGCAGAGUAGUUGGCCUACACUACAGUGGCACAUACAGAUGGGUGACAGGUUAAAGGGAAAACCGGAAUGAGUGAGAAGAGAAACCCAAAAGAAUGCAGAUGCUUCCACACAAGUGAACUGCAUAAUCAAUUAAUCAAUUAACACCCUAUCAUGCUCUGAGUUUGAAAAUAGUGAUCUGGCCUAUUUGAUUCUUCUAUUGAUUUAAGAUGACAAGAAGAGAUCUGAGGGACUUUGAAUGAUUUUUUUGGGGGGGGGGCACUGAUGGCAGGACAAUGACUAAAGUGACAUCUGCAUUUACAUCCAUUCGAAAGAUGUCAGUGUUUAAGGUUGGAAAUUGUAGUUGACAGUGCACAUUCGCUGGCGCAUUAGUUUAAUACGAAAAACAGAGGAGCAACUUCUUCGGGUGACCGAGAAUGUCAAAGCAGGGACGUGAGCAGACUGUGACAACAAGGACAGUCUGCUAACAAUUACACAGAGAGGGUUGUAGUUAGGUUGCAGUGCAUAAAACCCCCUGCAUUACAGAGAUGAAUUCAGAGUCUGGAGGUCAGCAAUGUGAGAUGUGGGGGGAAAAGUGAUAUGAUCAAAUAAGAAAUGUCAUGAGUAGACAUGAGAAUGAUGCAGGCCUCUUCACUGAGUGGAACCACUGGCUUUGUUGUGAUGAGUGGGCGUUUUGCUGGUAUGGUGUAGGUCCACUUGUCCUCUCGGUGUGGAAAGGUCACUAGAAAUCAAUACCAAGUUGUUCUGAAUGAUCAUGAUUUUAUCUUAUGGUUAAACAUUUCAAUCUUGAUGAGGAGUGGUCUCUUCUGAGAUGACAAUGUCCCCAUCCAUAGGGGAUGCAGGGUCAAUGAGGAGUUUGAUGAGUAGGAAAAUGAUGUGAGUCGUAUGCUAAGGCCAUUGCAGUUGCCAGAUGUAAAACAAGUUGGGACACAAUUUGGAGAUUUUGAUUGUGUUAGAUAGAGCUCUACACCACUGCCAUCAAAACACCAAAUGAGGGGAAUAUGUUUUGGAAGAAUGGUGCUUAUCUCUCCGGUAGAGUCCAGAGAUUUGUAGAAUCAAAUGCCAAGACACGUCAAAGGGUUUCUGGGAGCACAUGGUUGCCCAACACCUGACGAAGCCACUUCAUAUUGGAUAUCCCUUUAAUCUGUCACCCAUCUGCUGGUUAGACAUGUGGCCACACUCCUUCCUCUUCCACUCGUAUAUUUAGCCAAACGACAACUCCUUAUGGGACUGUAAUAAAGUAUUUGCCUGCUUUGACUUUUGGACCUCCUUCUCCUUCCAAGCCGAAAAACAUUGUUUGAACCUCAAAGAUGUUUAAACUUUAAAUCCUCCCCGGGAUGUAACACACUGUUGUGUUGAAUUAUUAAGAGUUGAUGACACAACACGGAGCAUAAUGGCUCGCUGAUCUGCCUUGGCAUGUCCUCUGACACACUACCAGUAUGUAGUUAGACUAUAGUGGAUGUUGUGGUGCUGUUAGGCAGUGAAAAAACUGCACAUAGGCUAUAGAAAUAGCUUAUUUGUUUGCGUAGUAUUUUUUCCUUCAAUUAAGUGACUUAGCAUAUUUGCAUAAAGUACUGUCCUCCAAUGUCUGUUAGACAUCUGUAGGUAGCUCUAGUUAGCCUGACAGGAUGCAAGACUUUUUUGCUGUAGUAAUGCACAUAAGAUAUUUUUCUUUGAUGUGUCAGAUAGUAAGUUUUUGCGCUAAUAGAGUAUUUUCUCUUUUUAUUUGGAGUAUUUUUAAUGUAUUCUCUGAAAUGUAAUAAAUUGAGAAUCCUUCCAGUAGAGGGUUUCUGUUGAAGCCGA